Messenger RNA from Rhopalosiphum maidis (corn leaf aphid), 651 nucleotides. Its product is annotated as adhesive plaque matrix protein-like. Lineage: Eukaryota; Metazoa; Arthropoda; Insecta; Hemiptera; Aphididae. Bases 104 to 559 code for a protein of 151 amino acids. The record is from RefSeq and is a predicted model, not a curated record. The transcript has 3 exons.
GGCAUCACACACAUAACUCACAUCCCCAAGUACACGCAUCGACCACAGGUUGAAGUUUGCAGAUCCGUUGUAUACAACGCAAGAAGAAACCACCAAACACGAAAUGGCUUUUUUCAAGUAUCUGAUAUUCAUCGCCUUGGCCGUGUACUCCGUUGCUGCUGAAGAAGGAGUAAGAGCUAAGAAACAUGCCUACAUUGCCGCUGCUCCAGCUCCAAUUUUAGGUUACUCCGCCUCAGCUCCUGGAUCGUUUUCAUAUGGAUACUCUGAUUACACCAGCUAUCCAUACAACUAUGCCGUGAAAACUGCAGCUGCAUACCAUGCACCAGCCGUAUACCCAGCAGCAACGUACCCAGCAACAGUUUAUACCGCUCCAGCAUACCCAAGCUACCACGAUGAUGGCAAAUACUGGCCUGGCAAAUACGAAAAGACUUACGUCCCAGCCUACAAGGCCGGAUAUCCAAGCUACCCAGAAGAUGACGGCAAAUACUGGCCUGGCAAAUACGAAAAGACUUACAUCCCAGCCUACAAGGCCGGAUAUCCGGUCGCUUACCACUACUAAACGCUCCCACAUCAAUGACUCUCAACCUUUUUUUAACUUGUAGUUUUUUAUUUGACUUUUAACAAUAAAAAGUGAUAAUAUUUUUGCCAUCA